This is a messenger RNA of Cooperia oncophora, 1158 nucleotides long. The record is from the annotation of a GenBank genome assembly. Lineage: Eukaryota; Metazoa; Nematoda; Chromadorea; Rhabditida; Trichostrongylidae.
AUGAAGGACGAGGCAUAUUCCACUGCCAUGAAAACGCUUUGUCAAGCUGAGAAAGCUCUACACGACACCAUCAGGGAAGCCUAUGAAGCGGAAUGGCCAGAACGGGAGCAGUUGACUGCUAUCAUUGAUAACCUCGAAAUCCAGUCAAAUGAAAUGGAGAAGGUGCUAUGUGAAGACCUCCCGCUAGCCGUUUCCAACUACGUUUCACAGUUCCCCGAAUUGAAGAAAAAGGUUGACAAGAGAGGAAGGAAGCUUGUUGACUAUGACCAUGCAAAGCACAACUACAGUUCUGCCAAAGCUUCAAGUAAAAAGGGUGAAACAGAUCCAAAAGUGGCCAAAGCUUACACUGAGCUACAACAAGCAGAGACCCUUUAUAAAGAGAUAAAUAACGAGUUGUUAGAGAUACUCCCAGCGACAUAUGAUAGUCGUAUCACAUUUUAUGUUGACACGUUGCAAUCUUUAUUCAAUUCACAAAGCAUAUAUCAAGCAGAAUGUUGUAAGCUUAACAAACAAAUUGUUACCCAAUUGGACCGCCUUGGUGAAUCCAUGGAUUCCCUUCGAGUUCCACGACCAGAGCCGCGACCCUCCACUCCUACUGAUAGCGUAACAGAUAUGGGUUCUCAUAGAUCUACUCCAUCUCCUGCUCCAGCUCCUCCACCAGCAACUCCAGCGUCGUUAGCUGAUUCAGCUUCUGGUCAAGUAGCACCUGCUAGCAAUCCGUUUGAUGAAGAUAACGUAGAGGAAACGUUUGAGAACAAGAUAUAUCCGAAACUGGCUGCUGCACCUCCUCGAGCUGAAAGAUCCGAAAAGGAUAAUGGCAAAAUCGAAAAGGAGACACUGAGAAAAGAGAAAGAUACGAAAAAUCCAUUCGAGGAAGAUACGGAUGAGGAGCACCCAACAGUGCCCGAAGAGGCUCCGCCUACAGAGCAUGCAUUAGAAGGAGUGACUAAGGAGGCACGUAAGGUGCUCUAUCUUGUGAAAGCUACUCAUGAAUACAAGGCCGUGGACACAGACGAGUUAUCCUUUUCUCCUGGCGAAACAUUAAAGGUUUUGGAGUCAAAACCGGAAGAUCAGGUCGAUGAAGGAUGGCAGUUGGGUGAGAAAUCAGACGGUACUCGUGGAGUGUUCCCAGAAAACUUCACAAGAAAACUCGAGUGA